AUGGUGUCGCCUCCCUCCUCCGCCCCGCUCGAGGAGCCUUCGGAGGAUGCGCUCUCCUCGUCCUCCAUCGGCUUCGGCACCCCCGAGGCCCUCGCCCACGUCCGGACCCUCACCGACGUCGGCGCCAUGACCCGCCGCCUCCGCGAGUGCAUCGCCUACGAGCGGGCCCUCGACCUCGACCUCGCCUCCCGCCGCGCCGACCUCGACUCCCGCCUUGCCGACCUCGAGAAGUCCUCCCACUACCUCGACAUCUUCAAGUUCGACUACGACCACAUGCUUUCCGACGUUCGCCCCAUCUCCCUUCUUGCCGAACAGGUCAUCGGCAAGGUCCGCGAGCUCGAUCUUGCCCAGACCCGCAUCAUGUCCGCGCUCCCCGUCUUCGACGCGAUGCAGGAGAGGGAGGAGUGCAUCGAGGGGGCGACGAAGGCGCUGGACCGUGAGGACUACGAGUCCGCUUCCAAGUGCGUUGAGAGGUUCCUCCAGAUCGAUGCCAAGUAUUUGCGGGAUCCGUGCUGGUGGGACAAGAUGAUGGCCCCCAAGACGCAGCUCGAGGGGAUCGUGAGGAAGCGGCUGGCUGCCGCCGUGGAUCAGCAGGAUCACGCCUCGGUUCUCCGCUUCAUUCGGCUGUAUUGCCCGCUGGGGUUGAAGGACGAAGGGCUUCAGGAGUACGUUGGCUAUUUGAGGAAGGUGAUUGGGAUGAGGACCAAGUUCGAGCAAUCGGUGGAAUUGACGCACGAUCAGCACAGCAAUCAGGGUGACUUUGCUACGUGUUUGGACAAUUUGUUUAAGGAUAUUGUAUUGGCAAUCAAGACGAACACUGAGGUUUUCAAGAGUCUGUGUGGAGAGGAUGGUAUUCUGCACGCUAUCUUGGAGCUCCAAGAGGAGUGUGAUUCGUGGGGUUCGCUGGUUUUGAAGAGGUACAUGGAAUGGAGGAGAUUGGGGAAUAUGUCUUCUGAGAUCAAUGCGCAAAACACGAGCUUGCUUGCUUUUCGAGCUCCACAAGGGCCGGAUCCCAGAUACAUUAUGUCGUGUUUGAAGGAGAUAUUGUUCCUUAGGCGAUUGUGCGAGCAUCACACCGAAUUCAUGCUUUCCACGAUCAAGGGGUUGACUUCAGUUGACGCCGACUCGCUGCCGCGAGCAACAAAGGCAUUUAGGAGCGGGAGGCUUAGUAAAGUCGUGCAAGAAAUCACCGGUUAUUAUGCCAUUCUAGAGGGCUUUGUCAUGGUAGAGAAUGUGAGGAAGGCUAUCAGCAUAGAUGAGCAUCUUCCUGGUUGCCUUACCUCUUCUAUGGUCGACGAAGUCUUCUGUGUUCUUGACAGCUGCUUGAGAAGAGCCAUCUCAACUUCGGAUAUCAGCUCCGUUGUGGCAGUUUUGAGCGGGGCCUCUAGGUUGUUGAGCAAUAAGUACCGUGAAGCUUUGCAAUUGAGGAUGAGAGAGCCGAACCUUGUUCGUAAGCUUUUCCUGGGUGGUGUCGGUGUGCAGAAAACUUGUACCGAAAUAGCAACGGCCUUGAAUAAUAUGGAUGUAAGCAGCAAAUACGCUGUCAAGCUUAAGCAUGACAUUGAAGAGCAAUGUGCAAAGGUAUUUCCUGCUCCUGCCGACAGAGAAAGACUGAAAUCUUGUUUAUCCGAGCUUGGCGAGACGUGCACCACUUUCAAGCAAGCUCUGAAUGGUGGGAUGGAGCAACUGGUAGCUACCGUGACACCGCGGAUCCGUGCAGUGCUAGAUAGUGUGGCGACUAUCAAUUAUGAGUUAUCAGAUGCUGAAUAUGCCAACAAUGACAUAAAAGAUCCCUGGGUGCAGAGGCUACUCCAUGCCGUAGAGACCUACGUGGCAUGCCUCCAGCCAUUGAUGACUGCCAACAACUACGACUCAUUUGUGCAUUUCGUUAUCGACUUCAUCGUGAAGGGACUCGAAGCGAUCAUGAUGCAAAAGAGAUUCAGUCCGCUUGGAGGUCUUCAGCUGGACAAAGAUGCAAGGGCACUUGCAAGUCAUUUCUCUAGCAUGACCCAAAGAACCGUCAGAGAUAAGUUUGCGCAUCUGACUCAAAUAGCUAUGAUCCUUAAUGUAGAGAAGGUUUCGGAGAUUCUAUAG
Molecule: messenger RNA, 2094 nt
Organism: Rhodamnia argentea
Lineage: Eukaryota; Viridiplantae; Streptophyta; Magnoliopsida; Myrtales; Myrtaceae
Product: conserved oligomeric Golgi complex subunit 4-like
Exons: 2
Coding region: 1-2094 (697 amino acids)
Source: RefSeq, a predicted model, not a curated record